Symphalangus syndactylus (siamang) is the source of this 693-nucleotide messenger RNA. RefSeq names its product DNA primase small subunit-like. The record is from RefSeq and is a predicted model, not a curated record. NCBI's taxonomy places the organism in Eukaryota, Metazoa, Chordata, Mammalia, Primates, Hylobatidae. Gene Ontology annotation, biological process: DNA replication, synthesis of primer.
CCCAACACUGUGAAUUUUCAUUCACAUUGAAAGAUGACAUUACAUCCGAUACCAAUCCUUCAACAACCAGAGUGAUCUGGAAAAGGAGAUGCAGAAAAUGAAUCCAUACAAGAUUGAUACAGGUGCAGUAUAUUCCCACAGACCCAAUCAACACAAUACAGUGAAGCUGGGAGCUUUCCAGGCUCAGGAAAAAGAACUGGUGUUGGACACUGACAUGACAGACUAUGACAAUGUGAGGAGAUGCUGUAGUUCUGCAGAUACAUGUUCUAAGUGCUGGAGCCUCAUGACAAGGGCCAUACGCAACACCGACACUGCACUGAAGGAGGACUUCGGAUUUAAGCGUCGUCUCCGGGUGUAUUCUGGAAGGAGGGGUGUACAUUGUUCGGUCUGUGAUAAAUCACUUAGAAAACUGUCUUCGGUGGUAUAUUCUGGGAUAGUUGAGUAUUUGAGCCUUGUAAAGCGUAGUCAAGAUGUUAAAAAGAAAGUUCACCUAACUGAAAAAAAUUCACCCUUUUGUCAGAAAAUCUAUAAACAUAAUAAAAAACUUUGAAGAAUAUGCCUUGGUUAAUCAAGAUAUUCUCAAAAAUAACAAAAGCUGGGAUAAUAUUUUAGCCCUUGUUCCUGAAACAAUUCAGGAUGAACUUCAACAAAGGUUCCAAAAGUCUCACAAUUCACUUCAGCAUUGGGAGCACC